Exserohilum turcica Et28A is the source of this 1727-nucleotide messenger RNA. RefSeq lists its product as uncharacterized. Bases 1 to 1425 code for a protein of 474 amino acids. The record is from RefSeq and is a predicted model, not a curated record. Lineage: Eukaryota; Fungi; Ascomycota; Dothideomycetes; Pleosporales; Pleosporaceae. The transcript has a single exon.
AUGUCUUUGGCCAAGUUAUCAACGGAACUAGACACCAGGAUCUUGGAGUAUCUGCACGAUGACCGGUCGGCUCUGAGUGCCAUGUCAAUGGUAUCAAAGUACUACCGAAGAGCCACAGAGCAGUUACUGUACCGCGAACUCGAAUUUCCGCGUGUUACGGUGAGGCAGAUCAAGUGUCUGGCGUUUACUGUAGCGCAUAGGGAAGAUGUUGCAAAGCACGUCCGCAGCAUCACGAUACCACGGCCAAGAAGAACGGUUCACCCAGAUGACAGCAGCACGUCGGAGGGCUAUGAAUCGGAGACCCUCAAGCUGAUUGGUAAGGCGAAGGCAUUCUGUCCAAGUGCGCCCUUCUUCGACAAGUGGCUGGAAGACCUACGGAGCUGCCAUGUUUUCCACAAGAAUAGCAUUUCCUUCGACGGCCACCUCGCUUUGUUCCUCACGCAAGCCAUCAAUAUUGAGAAGAUCCAACUCACAAUCACGCUUGAUGACAGCCUCGAGAUCUGCCGUAAGGUGAUCAGUCUCGACUGGCAGUCACACAACGCCGGCGCUGCAGCCUACCCCCUCAACAAACUGGAGGACCUGUUCAUUGCCUUCAACCACCUGACGGAUACUCACGCCGAGCUUGACUGUUGCGUCACGGUAGCGCAGUCUCUAAAGCGUCUUGGAUUGCCAAACUUUCAUAUCCAGGGGCUCAAAGUCCGGGGCUCCUGCACCGCUGCACUCGAGGAGCUGCAUCUCCAAGACGCCACCUUGAGGCCCUUGACGUUGGUUAAAGCUCUGAACUCGCGCCAGUUUGGAAAUCUGCGUCGCCUCAAUCUAGACCAAAUUUACGAUCCAGAUGCCCACACCACGGAGGCGUCGUGGUACGGUGAGCCCUUCGACAACCGGGAACUGAGCAAGGCCUUGAUCAAGCACACGCCCUUGCUGGAGGUGUUUGAAUACAGAGGGUACAUAUCUCAGGCUUUUGCAUGGCCCCACGAACUUGAGUCGCUCAAAGGGCUGACCAAACUGCAUACGCUGCGUGUGGACAUAGAUCGUCUCGUUUUGGCCGAUGGAUUCGCGAGAGCCGAGCGCUUCGAUCCUCACCACAUCCUCCCGCCCUCAUUGCGACACCUGGAACUCACUUAUUUGCCCGUCGAGAGGAUACAUGAGUACAGCGUAGAGCUGGAUAAGGUUGAAAAGCGGCCGUCCUCGAUGCAGUUCAUUGUUGACACCUUACUGACCUUUCCAUCGCUCAAAUCCCUCGCUCUCGGUACCUAUACGCUCAAAUAUGAUGCGUGUUGUGUCAACGACGAGAAAAAAUUGACAGAGGCAGCUGUGAAGCUACUCUUGACGCUGGCGCAAGAAUCAAUCAAGAAGUGUAUGACGUUCCAGGUAUACACUGGAGAUGGGCGAAGACGGCCAAAGCGCUAUUUCCUCGAGUAAGACUGACCGGCUAUCGACAAGUCUCCAUGUAUGAGAGAUAAGGAAUAGGAUGACAGACGGAUGUCAAGGUCGAACAGAAUCCCACCAUAUCAGGGUUGGCAACAGAAUACUCGGCACAUGAGUUUUGGCGGUGAUGCAUGCCUUUCGCGCAUUCAAUACAUCAUCGGGAGGUUGCCUAGAUCGGACAGACGGAUUUUCUUGCGAACAAUGGAUCCUUGUUGGACCUCCAGUAGCAGCUUACGACGGGAUGCGGGAUGGUUUCAGGACAAUUCGGUCUUGAGUGGCAGUGAAGUAUCCGGUUG